CCAUGAAUCUCCGUCUUCUGUCCAGGAGCCUUCUCAAAGGUGCCCCGAUUUUACUAACAAAGAUCCAGCCCAACCUUCCCACUCUAGCUCUAAUUCAUAACCCUCAAACAAUCUGCACUCGGCACUUUUCAAGCGUUGAUUCGCAAGUAAUCUCGUCAAGUGAUGAACAUUUCAAGUCGGAAAGUACUGUGCAGCUACAAGAAAUCGAAAUUAGAAAAAAAUGGUUUAUGAAAAAUCAAGCAAGUCUGUUUUCAGAUCCGCAAUUCUUCCAGACUCCAGUUUUAAUGCUACACUGUUCUUGGACGGACUUUGCGGUGUCAUUUCAUGCUCCCGAUAAGCUAGAUGAGUUGGACUGCUUGUGGUCGUGUUUUCCAUGUGACCUCAAGAUAUAUGGGUUUAAGCAGCGCACUGAAGCUAAGACAGUUCAACUCCUUCUCGUGCGAGCGAGAGGAGCUAUGAAGAAAUACGGAGUUAAGAAAUGUAGAAUAGCUUUCAAGGGAUACCAGUCAAAUACAUUGAUACCAGCACUAACUUAUCUGGAGUCGUUUCCGUUCGAAUUUAUCAGUGUAACAGAUCUGACGAGGAAGAUAGGAGAAGUGAGUCCUGUUUACCAGCGUCCUCUCCCUCGAUAUCCUCACCACAAGGUCCCUCUCAUGCGGGCCAUGAAAGAUGGACCCGAAUUCGCACCUAAGAAUCUUAUCGAUAAGUUUAGACGAUUAAAUGUUAAGUGGGUUGAUUUGGAACAAAAAGGACAAGGACUCAGCAUCAAGUCCGACGCUGCUAAAGCGAGCAAGCGUGGUUACAUCUUGAAGAAGUCACAAUCGAAAGAAAAGAAGCCGCCGGUUAGAAACCUUAUGGCACCUCUAGACCCACCGUCGUAAGGGACAGUUUUCUCAACCUAUACUUCAAGUUUAGGAUUUUGUAUUUAAGAUAGGUAAAUUAUUUUUCAAAGUAAAAUGGGCCGGGAUCAAUACGGAAUUUAAGGCAUUGUUUCAAAUUGACUUUUUAUUAGAAAUAGCUUCUUCUGAAAGUCUGAACGACUACGAUGUCAUUCUGAAUUGAAAGUAAGCGAUACUCGACUGAUUUUUAUAAAUUAGAUUGUAGAAAUUACUCGCUAUCUAUAUAAUUAAUUUCAUGUUUUGAA
Molecule: messenger RNA, 1144 nt
Organism: Bolinopsis microptera
Lineage: Eukaryota; Metazoa; Ctenophora; Tentaculata; Lobata; Bolinopsidae
Exons: 5
Coding region: 3-881 (292 amino acids)
Source: RefSeq, a predicted model, not a curated record